AAAAACUCCAUAUCCCACGCUGCACCACUGCACCUGCUGCUGCCUAGACAGAGCCCGCUGACCAGGGAUGCCUUGUUGUAUGGGCUGCACUGGUGCCAUCUUAAGAUCCAUCUAACUAUCUGAGGGGACUUUUUGAGGCUAUUGCAAUUUAUUAUCCCAGAAGCACAGAACUCUGGCACCAGCGGUUCAUUCUUUUUCUUAAGUGUCUGUCUACGUCUGUCUCUCUCUGUCUCUGUCUCUCUCUCUCAAUCUUUCCCUCCCUCUCUCUCUCCCUCCCUCUUUCUGUCUUCUCUUCUUCUCCAGAGACCUUUGGCUGCUCACAGCAUACUACUACCUGCUAAGCCUCCACCCCACACUCACAGAGACACAAAGACAGAGGGAGUAAGGUCAAAUUUAUCCAACUUUCAGCCAUGUUUCCCUUUCGUCUGCCCCUUCUGGCGGCUCUGCUGGGUGUUGUGUUGAGCCAGUAUGACUACGGAUCAUACGACUACCCCGCAGAGGUCAGAGCCCCCACCCCUCGCUGCUCAGACGAGUGUGAGUGCCCCAUCAACUUCCCAACUGCCAUGUACUGCGACAACCGUGACCUGAAGGCCGUUCCUUUUGUGCCCACCGGCAUCAAGUACGUCUACUUGCAGAACAACCACAUCACCGAGAUAAAGGCAGGUGUGUUUGACAACGUCACGGACCUGCGAUGGCUCAUCCUGGAUCACAACAACCUCACCAACGCCAAAAUAGCGGCAGGCACCAUCGACAAGCUCACCAAGCUGGAGAAGCUGCAUAUCAACUUCAAUAAGCUCAGCGAGGCUGUGGCGCCUAAAUCCAGCGCCAUGGAAGAGAUCAAGCUGAUGGGCAACGAGAUCACCAAGUUCCCUGCUGGCCUGCUGUCUGGGAUGGACAACCUCACAGCUGUGCAUCUCUCGAAGAACCAGCUCACCUCGGAUGGCAUCACCGGUGCCUUCAAGGGCCUCAAGUCCCUGAUGCUGCUGGACGUCAGUGAGAACAAGCUGAAAAAACUGCCCGCUGGGAUGCCCGGCUCUCUCAUGAUGCUCUACGCUGACCACAAUGAAAUCGAGAGCAUAGCUGCUGGCUAUCUUCAGAAGCUCCCCACACUGCAAUACCUACGCAUGUCCCACAACAAGCUGCAGGACACAGGUGUCCCCGCUGGUGUUUUCAACGUGUCGUCCCUUGUCGAGCUUGACCUGUCCUACAACAAGCUAACCGCCAUUCCGGAAAUUGGCGAGAAUCUGGAACACUUGUACCUGCAGGUCAACGAAAUCGCCAAGUUUGACGUCUCAAGCUUCUGCAAGGUGGUGAGCCCCGUGAGCUACUCCAAAAUCAGGGACCUGCGUUUGGACGGCAACACCCUCACCCCCCAAAGCAUGCCCAUGGAAGCAGCUCAGUGCCUGCCCCUGGCGACAGAUAUAGAGAUCUAAAAUGGAGCCUCCCAUCCCCUGCCCACUCACACCCCUUAUACCUCCCAACUCCUUCCCCAUUUCCUGGUCUGUUUGCUAUUUCUUCAGUGAUCUCUUCUUCACAGUUACUGUUGAUUUAAAGCAUUGAUGUUAAUGACAGCCUUAGUGUGUCACAUAAGUUGAGGAGAACAGUCGUCCUAUGAGUAAAUUGACAGAUUUGUUCAUAGGUAACAGUGAUUUUUGAGGAACAGUUCAUAUAAAAUGUAAUUAACACUGAUUUUCUUCUUAUACAAUAUGUCCAGGUGAUUCUUCACAACACUUCCGAUGCAGAAGUAUUGUUUGCUAUACUGCUAACAAGUGGUGAAUGUGUAGUCUAUGUUAGUGUUAAACACAUGCCCUUUAUCUUACAUACAGAUAAAAAUGCUACAUAAACUGGUGUCUUCAGUUGCUUUGUAAUGUAGUUUCAGGAACAUUUUUUAAGUAUGAUUGAUAUAUUUUACAUGAUACCAUCUUAGGACUUUAACUGUUAGCAGUGUUAGCAUUCUAAAAUGAUGCUGUAUCUCUGCACAUAAACAACAAGUAGGAACUUGUCUUAAUGAAUUUCAAUUGAGUUAAAAGUGAAAGACAAACCAUACUGAAUAAAAAAAAAGAGUUAAGAAAUAAAUAAAGACGAUAAAAGAAUAAAUGUUGGGUCGCAAGCAACCCAUCCACAGGUGUGGUGUGAUAUACACCAAGAUAUGCUGUAGACAAGAUGCUGGUACAGGUGUACUUUAAACACUUUAAAACCUUUGAAUUACCUUUGCUUAAUUUCUUUAAGAGUCUAUACGGCUUGCUGUCAUGAAAUGUAAGUGUUCAAAACUGUAUGCAAGAACGGGCACUUACAAUAAGGCAUAAGGUAGGCAGCAGAUAGCUGUGGCUCUGGAUCUACUGCAAAUAUAUGCUGUAAUCACUACUAAUGAGAGUUUCAAUGAAGUGUCUCUGGAUAGACAGCCUCUGAAUCUCAUGCUAUUACGUAAUAGUGCCCUUGCAUCUUUCAAUGGUGACCAUGAAGGUGUUAUUUUUCUGUGUUUUUUUUUUUUUUUUUUUUCAUACACAUAUACUGAAAUGUCAUUGUUGCAAUGAUGCAAAAUCCUAUAAUUGAAUAUGUUUGAAUAUGUGGAAUUGUAAAAGUGAUUCAAUAAAACAGUUUUCCCUA
Molecule: messenger RNA, 2607 nt
Organism: Sardina pilchardus (European sardine)
Lineage: Eukaryota; Metazoa; Chordata; Actinopteri; Clupeiformes; Clupeidae
Gene: lum
Product: lumican
Exons: 3
Coding region: 411-1433 (340 amino acids)
Molecular function (GO): protein binding
Source: RefSeq, a predicted model, not a curated record